AUGAAUAGCUAUUACUAUUACCUGACAUGUUUUGUAAUUAUAUGUUUUAAUUUGUUUGUGUGUAACAUUAUAAGUUGCAAAACUGUUUACAAUUGUAAUAGUACUAAAGGGGGUAAGUCAGUCUUAUUAAAAAGGAGAAAGAAUAGUCCCUUAAAAUUCAAGGAAAUGCAAAAAACAAAUAAUAUAAACAAACAGAAUGUAAAAAAUGAUAACUUAUAUUACUUAGGGACAAAUAUGUUCAUUACAUCAGCAUAUCAGCCGCUUAAACUACAUCAUAAAAUAUAUAAAGAUAUAAAUAAAAGUGAUAAAAAAGUUAAAAGAAAUACAAAAUGGAGAUAUAAAAUACUAAAAGCAACAGAUAAACAAGUUAAUAAUUUAAAAAAAAUAAAAAAUAUUGAUAAUACUAUAUUAGGUAAUAAUUUUCAUGAUAAAGAAGAUGAAAUUAUAGAUCAAAUUCCAGAUAAGUUUUUAAAUGUUUUUAAAUGGGCUUUAGAAUUUAAAUUAAAAAAUUUUAAUUGUAAGUUUUCAAGGAUAACUAAACUAGCAAAAAAAAAUAAUGAACAAUUAAAAUCAUUAGAUAAUUAUGCGAUAGGAUAUAAAGAAAAUUUAUUAGCCAUGCUACAAAAUGAUAAAAAUUUCUUUGUAAAUAUAGUUAAAAAAUUAAAAUCAAAAGAUUAUUUUAAUUUUGAUAUCUAUUCUAUUUUUAAAUUUCUUAAUAUAGACAUAAGGUUUUUAUUCAAUCCAGAUUGCCAUGAUGAAUCCGCUAUCUUUUUUCUAAUUUUUGGAAACCUUGAUAAAUCUAUUAAUUAUUUUAUCGAUAAUAAAUACACAGUUAAUUUUGAUCAAAUGCCCAACGAUUCCAAUUAUGAUACUCAAGAAAAUGGACAACCACAUAUGACUAUAAGGGAAAGAAAACGACUACUUAGAAUCCAAAAAAAAUUAGCUAGAGAAGAGAAAAGGAGGCUCUACAAUGAGCGUCUAGCCAUUUCCUCAGAAAACCCCAACCCAACCGGUGAUAAUGCUAGCAGUGAUAAUGUAAGUGAUAAAAAUGUAAGUGAUAAAAAUGUCGACAAAAUACCAAGUCCGACCAACGAAAGGCAAAUAGAAAAGGAAAGCAUAACAAAAGUUAACAUAAAAAAGUCAUCGAGCAUAGAUGAAAAAUUAUCAUUCUUUCUUAAGUACUACAAAGAAUUGGAAUAUUUUUUUACAAACCAUUUUAAAAGUGGUGAUGAAAUAAAAAACUUUUUUGAAACAUGCAAUGAAGAGGAAGAUAAAAUAAUAAAAGAAGAAAUAAGUUUUAAUUCAAAUGGAGAACAAAUUAUAAAUAAAAAAGAAAUAAUAAAAAAUGGAUUAAAUUUAGAGAUGAUAAAAAAAGUAAUUAAGACAUCUCCUAGAUUGUCAUUAAUAAAUAAAAAUACAUUAGCAAAAAGAAUAGCACAUUAUAGAAAUGAAGUUAAUUAUACAUAUGAUGAACUUAUGGAUAUAUUAUAUAAUUUACCUCAAUUUUAUUCUUUUGGAAAUUUAAAAAAAAAAUAUAAUGAGUUAUUAAAUUUACACCAAUCAAUAAAAGAAGAUGACUUAAAAAAACUUAUAAAAAUAUAUCCUAGAAUAUUUACAUAUAAUAUUUAUAGAACUAUAAGACCUAAAUUAUUAUAUUUAAUUAGACAUCUAAAUAAAACUUUUACUGAUUCUAUUUCUUUCCCUCAAUAUUAUAGUUACAGUUUCAGAUUAAGAAUAAUACCAAGACAUGUUGCAUAUAUGAGUUUAUAUUAUGACGAUUAUAUUAAAUAUUAUAAAGAAUUAUUAAAAAAAUAUAACUAUGCAGAUUUUAAUAAUAAAUUUAAUAGUUUAGUUUAUAAUUCUAAUAUACCUCCAAUUAAUUUAAAAAAAUUAUUACAAACAUCUAAUAAAGAAUUUAUUGAAUAUUAUAAAAUACCUUAUUAUCAAUUUGUUAAAUCUACACAGCUAGCCAAAAAUAUACAAAAUCCAUUUAUUAUUUAUUAA
Messenger RNA from Plasmodium vinckei vinckei, 2004 nucleotides. Its product is annotated as conserved Plasmodium protein, unknown function. Gene Ontology annotation, biological process: regulation of DNA-templated transcription. Bases 1 to 2004 code for a protein of 667 amino acids. The record is from RefSeq and is a predicted model, not a curated record. Gene Ontology annotation, molecular function: double-stranded DNA binding. NCBI's taxonomy places the organism in Eukaryota, Apicomplexa, Aconoidasida, Haemosporida, Plasmodiidae. The transcript has a single exon.